AUGAGCGGACCGCAGCGAGCCUUGUCGCCCGACCACCCCCUACCCAGGCUACCCUCCUCUCCCAUUAUCCCCUCCACCAUCAAUACAGCCACCAUCCCCGGGGGAGAUGGCGCCUUUUUGUCCCCUCCCGGCGCCUUCAACCCCAGGCUCCUCCCCAACCCCAGGACCUUACCACCACUAUCCGCCCUCUCGCUACCGGCGCACUGGCCCGUACCGCCUUCCUCCCCGCCCACGAGGGCGCUUCUGCCGUUGCCGCCAAGGGACCCCUUCCCGCUGGAGUGCUACUUCCGCCGCCCGCCGUCCGCAGCGAUCGAGCAAGCCAGACGCAUCCCGCCCCUGGUCCCAUCAGCGCGAGCCCUGCCGGCCGACGCCACCUGGUCCACGCUGUCCGUUUUCCCGCCCCCGGAAGAGCUUCCAGAGCUCGAGUUCCACCUGCCGCUCCACGAGCGCCGGACGCAGACGUUUACCGAGGAGCAGAUCGAGGAGUGGCGCCAGGGCGACUCGCGCCAGAGCCUCGCGGCCCAACGGGUCGAGCCUGAUGCGUCGCUGCGGCUUGCGCCGCUGGAGUACCGCCUUCCGGCUGAGCAGCGGCCGCAUUCUCCGGAUGGGCUCGAGGCGCCGCGCCGCAGGGACACGCAGCAGACGGCCGUGGCCGGACCGUCGGAGGCGGCGUCAGCGGCGGCGGAUAUAUGGUGGAAGGAGCUGCUGCCUCAGCCGGUUGAGCCGCCGGUGGUGAUGGAUGAGUCUGUUCGCUAUGGGCUCGAGAAGUUGAGAAGGGGACGUCCGGCGAAGAAGGGGAGGGUUGCAAGGGUUAGGAGAGCGAGGCAUCGACGCCCGCACAGGGAAGACUACAUGGGGGACGUAGAAAUGUCCGGGGCCUUACAGUAG
Molecule: messenger RNA, 888 nt
Organism: Coniosporium apollinis CBS 100218
Lineage: Eukaryota; Fungi; Ascomycota; Dothideomycetes
Exons: 2
Coding region: 1-888 (295 amino acids)
Source: RefSeq, a predicted model, not a curated record